AUGUUCUACAGCCAUGAAAUUCUCACCUCGCCGGAGCAUGGUGUCGCGACAAUAUGGCUAGUCGCAACUCUGGGAUCCCGCUCCGUUGCUAGGAGACUGAACCGGAAAGCCAUCCAGGACGUAGAUGUCCCCAAUGCAUGCCGAGUUAUCAUCAAUCCCGAUGCACCCAUGGCCCUUCGAUUGCAGGGGAGCUUGCUGUACGGUGUCUCUCGAGUGUAUAAUCAACAGUGUGGGUACACGCUUCUCGACACACAGGCGAUGCAUGACAAGAUGGUCUCCAAGUUGAAGAUCAUCCCCGGGGAGCCCAGCAACCUGGUCCUACCUUAUGACCUAUCUUUCCUGCCCGAGACAGCUCUCCCAGGUCUUGAGAUUGACUUGUCCUACUUCACUGCCACUACGGACGAUAGUUCGAGCCAACUCCGUGGUCUCUGGAGCAAGUCGCCCAGUAAUAGCUUGUCUGACACUUCGCAACUUUCAAGCCUGCACCUUGAUCUCCCAUCGGAUGAUAUCCUGGGAGAGGGUAAUAUCCUAGGGAUUGAUGCGAUCAAUAUGUCUGCGCAGAAGAAAGAUACUUUCGGCAACAUGACGGGGCUAGGGUUAGGCAAUGAAGAAGGCGUACUUCUUCAACCCGACUUCGAAUUUGACGAGGAUGGCAAUAUCAUCGAACUCGGUGCAAGAGAGAAGUCCCCUCAUGCAAGGAAGUCCACCGUUGGUCCGAGGGAAAGCGAAGGACCGAUAAACGACCAACUACGCCAGCUCGAUGAAGACUCGAUGCAAAUUGACAACGAAGUUAGAGUAGCUGAGACCAACGACAUGGUGGAGCUCGAUACCCAGACCGCAGGUCCCACAAUUCUCCAGACGAAUGAAGGCUUGGAUGGGGUUGAGGAAACAAUUGAAAUCGAAGCAAUGAGGACCCGCCGGGUCAGGCAUCCGAAGGAAAUCAUCUCGGACGAUACCACGGCGCUUCGAAACAUGACGCUGGCCCAAUGGAACAAUGAAUACGUUACGAACAUGAUCCAAGCACUGAAGCAAAAGCAGCAAAAUAAGAUCCCAACCAUUUCCAAGAAGAACGCCGCUUUCUGGGUUUUCGGUCAGGGAAUCGGCUCGGUUGGAGUCGGGCUGGGAAUGGACCGUGAACCUCAUCCGCUCAAGCUAUACUCAGGCGACGAUCUGUUUGAAGCUGUUGGUGGAUACCCUCAGCGAAAAGGGCGAAAGCGCAACGCAAAUGAUGAUGAAAUAUCAGAGGGACGUCGUGUACGCGCGAGAGACGAACAAGCAGAGCAUCUCAGCCGUGAGAACAUCGACCGCCUCAACAUGGAAGUUGAAGUCGGCCGUGAUGCCCCUUCGAGUCUGAUUGAUGACCACUCGUCCCAGAUGCCGUGGAACAUCACCGCUUCUAUUCAAAGCUCUCGGCAAAGACAUCGAUUCGGCAGUGUCAGCGAGCAGUCUUCUCAAGGACGUAAGCCCCGAAGCCGUCUCACCAGCGCCAGUCCGCUUGCCGGGCGCAGCUAUCUCGGGGGACAAGACCGACUUAGCCUCGAGCUCCUGGGUGACUUCGGAGACGACCUAGAUCUUACCCGUUAUCUCGAAGGCGAGCUUGCGACAGACCGCGAGAAUAUCAGCACACUCUCGCCAAGCAAGCACUCUGCUCUCGAACGUGCCAAGUCAACUCUUGAUCGGGAAAGCUUGAAUUUCAUAGAGUUCAUGAAGACCAAUAUGGGUACCGCUAACGAUGGCAACGCAGGAAACGCACAAAGCCCGAAUACCAACAUGUCCAGCCCGGUCGCGCCUAGACCCGGUCAGACCACAUUCGCAAGUCUUCUUCCCUCUGGGAGCACGACGCGAGCUGUCGCAACUCAGGCUUUGAUGAACGUUCUCACUCUCGCGACGAAGGGUGUAUUGCAUGUCCACCAAGACGGGUACAUCGACGAGAGCACCGAGUGGGCAGUCUGCUAUCGCUUUGGCGAUAUUUCCCUGCGACUAGCUGGAACCUGA
Molecule: messenger RNA, 1995 nt
Organism: Penicillium hordei
Lineage: Eukaryota; Fungi; Ascomycota; Eurotiomycetes; Eurotiales; Aspergillaceae
Product: Rad21/Rec8 N terminal domain protein
Exons: 6
Coding region: 1-1995 (664 amino acids)
Biological process (GO): replication-born double-strand break repair via sister chromatid exchange; mitotic sister chromatid cohesion; synaptonemal complex assembly
Cellular component (GO): synaptonemal complex; cohesin complex
Molecular function (GO): chromatin binding; protein binding
Source: RefSeq, a predicted model, not a curated record